GAACGAUGACGUCAAUUCCAAAGCCACCACUGCCAGUUCAUGCUUGACCUCAUCAUUUCUAGGAAACAAAACCGAAUGCAAUUAUUCAUACUUAUAUAGCACUUAAAAAGUUCAAAAAUGUAUAGUUCACUUCGAAGUAGUGAAAUAUUGCACAUCUACAACAGUCAAAGACAAACAGAAAACGAAAAGAGAGAAAAGGAAAAGUGGAGAAGACAUUUGGAACGUUCUAUUCAUCAAACUUUUCCCCAUCUACGACUUGUAUUAGCUGGUUCAACUGGUUGUGGAUUUGCUGUCAAGGGAAGUGACUGUGACUUUACGCUUGUCAAACAAGCAUUUUCAGCUUCUGAGAAUGGAGACUCAGUUCUUCGCCAGAUUAAAGCAAUUGUGGAAUCAGAAGAAAGGAAUAACCUUGAAAUUGAGUUUAUUAGCACAGCAGUAGUUCCAAUUCUCAUCCUGAAUGAUACUAAACGUGGCCUUCACGGGGAUAUCAGCUAUGGUGCUAAAAAUACACUCUAUAACACAUUCCUAAUGCGUUGCUAUGGCGAAAUGGAUGAAAGAGUUACGCCACUGGUCAUAACCAUCAAGACUUGGGCAAAAAAUGCUAACAUAAUGAAUGCUAGAUAUCAUAAGCUAUCAGGUUUUGCAUUGGUGCUUCUUGUCCUCCAUUACCUUCAACAUGGCUGCAGUCCUCCUGUUCUGCCAUCUCUACAUCAACGACACCAAUCAUUCUUCAAUCAUCAAGAUCCCAGCCGUGUCGCUGAUUGGCUAGAGCAGGAGUAUACACCACCAUUCAUUUCUAAUUACGAGUCAGCCAAUGACAAUAGCGUCGAGGUCCUAUUCAAAGGGUUUUUUCGUUACUAUAGUACCUUCAAUUGGAGUAAAGUGAUAUCUGUUCGUACUGGCGGCUUUAUAGCUUUACCAUACACCAAAAAAUGGACCAAACCAUACAUACGAAUCGAGGAUCCCAGUGACCUCACCAACGUCACAAGAGCGGUAUAUGAGAGUUAUGGAUUCCAAAUAAUUAAACAAGCUAUCGCGGCUGCAAACCAAAAAUUUGGGCGCGGGGCAAGAGUACCGGAUGUUGUACUAAUUUAAGCGCUACACAGCUAUCUCCUCAAGUUGUAUCAGCCCAAACGUACCCUACGUUCCUCCUCUAAAUUUCUGCUUGUGAUUCCAAGACCAAAGACAUCAACGUUUGGAAAAAGAACCUUUGCUUUGGCUGCAACGGCACUCUGGAACAAUCUCCCUGAUGCUAGAGUCUAAAUCUGCACUAAAACACUUCCCUGUUCACCAGGAGUAACUGAAUUUUUUUGCAAUUUUUUCCACAAACUUGAUAUUCGUCUGGUCCUGUUGUAAAAAGCAUCGAGACGUUGUAUGAUGCGUUUGUCAAGAACUUUAUAUUAUCAUUAUUAGUAGUAGUAACUAUUCUUGGUUUUCACCUACGCCACCAUGAAUUUCAAAAGCGUAAAUUCGCAUUAUAAUGAAAUAAAAAUUUCAUUAUCUUGUAAAGCGCUCAAAACUACAUAUUCUGGCCAAAUUUCGAGGCUGUAAAGCAUUUCGUUGCGGAACUAUAGGCGAGUAAGCAUGACUCAAUUUUUGGUUAAAAUGUAUGGAGCGGCCAUCAUGGUGUUCCAAGUUGGUGUCGCAAGAAGGACGAAUCUUCAAAGGCUUAAGAUGAUGGAAUUAUUAAUAUUUGUGACUUUAUUUCACUUAAAUUUACUUUAAAUAGAUAUUUAAAACGUGUCUAAGGGAAAAUCUUUCAACUAGAGUAAAUUAUUUUUUUAUUA
This is a messenger RNA of Actinia tenebrosa (Australian red waratah sea anemone), 1787 nucleotides long. RefSeq names its product poly(A) RNA polymerase GLD2. NCBI's taxonomy places the organism in Eukaryota, Metazoa, Cnidaria, Anthozoa, Actiniaria, Actiniidae. The record is from RefSeq and is a predicted model, not a curated record. Gene Ontology annotation, molecular function: nucleotidyltransferase activity. Gene Ontology annotation, biological process: RNA 3'-end processing.